GCAUGUAGUUUUUUCACAUCCAAGAUCGCUUUCUAAAAAAUCAAGGAAUAUGCAAGAGCUUCAAUCGCUAUUUUUUUUGUUUAAGUUUCUGUUAGAGGGAUGACAAAGUAAGGCAUCUGCAAAGAUCGUCCGUAGUUCGUUUUCUACCAGAGUCAUAUGAUAGGGCCUACGUUUCCUCCUUGGUCCAAUAGAACACCACUGUCAGGACAGUGCACAACUUGACAAAACUCGACAACCAACGCGCUGUGACGGCAGUGUGAACGUUCGUGGUGGAUAAGAUUAUACGAGCGCAUGAGUCAAUGCGGACUGAGCUUAAAAGAAGAAACAAUAAAACAAACAACAUAGGCUUUUAUUGAACAAAAUAGCAUGGUAUCCUAACCAUUACGGUCCACUAAAAAUGUAAGACGAUCAUUCGUGACGUCAUCCAAGGAGUCCUCGAUGCUCCGAUGACUCAUAGCCGAGAUUUGGGAAAUGGACAUUGGUCGGGUCUCGGAGUUCUCACGCCUCCAAGGUGUUCCAGAAACGAGCAUUUGGUUCUCAAAAAGUCUUUUGCUUGUCGUCAACCGUCAGGACCUAGGUGUUUGUGGUAGUUGUCACUGCGUCCAGCAUGUCAGAGUUUUAAUCAAACCCUAAACAGUGACAAUGAUGAUGAUGUGGUUAUUGACCGCUUGUUGGGGAUUGUACAAUGGUGGAUUGGCUCAAAUCAUAAUUUUCUAUCAUUCUAUAUAGGCCAUCGUCAUCGACUGUUGUGACUUCAUUUUCGUUCAACCUCCAACGUCUAAGGAAGCCCAGUAGAGGAAUCAGACGUUUCCCUUUAACCAGCUUAACUUCAAAUUACAGUGAUUCUAUCUGGUGAAAGUUUGCUUGGAAAUUAUGUUGGAGUUUCCUAGCCAAGGUGAAGUUCGGAACUCAGAAGACUGCAUUAUUAUCCGUGCGUUAAUAAGUUCUUGCUUUUAUCGCCGUUCAUAAGGAUUUUCUGGUUGCCCAGGACAGUAGUUUACACGAACUGAAGAGGACAGAACCAAUUUCGAUCUAUUUCACUCUGAUUCUCUGUUUUUCAUAAAACCAAUAUCUUCGUGCUUUCUUUGAUGAUCUCUAAAAGCUGGGAAACGCUCGGAAUUGAUUCCUCGUUGGAAGAUAAAUGAAAAUAUUUUAUCGGUAUUUGCAUUUUAAAAGUUGAACUGCAUCUUCUGUAACAAAGCCUUUAAGAUGUUCAGGCUUACUAGUUGUCUUAUUCAAGCAUGGUUGCUGAGCACAUUUGUAUGCAUGGCGACUGCCAAACGUGAUGAAAUCGAAUUACAUCCUGGACACCCAUACAAUCUGACAGUGACUAGCGGUUAUCCCGAGGUCAGCCGACCGCCGUCUACCUGGCUCGUUCGGGCACCCGAUGAUUGCCGAAUUCUAGUUCGCUUCGUGGAGUUUAUGCUGCAGAACAUCGACGAUACGCUGGUCGUCGGGACGGGUUCGAGUGUUCGGGAUACUUCGUCAAUCCUCGCGAGAUUCUCGGGGCUUUUCCCAAGCCAGAGCAUACUCGUCCCCUCCCAACGGGCUUGGUUGAAAUUGAAUUCAACUUCAGGGGGCGCCCUACCACACAGGCUUGAAAUAAUAUUAGAAGCUAUACAUCAUGAGAGAGAUGUUGCUCUUUCGGACAACCAAACUACCGAAAUUUCAUCGCCCGGAUAUCCUCACGACUAUCCGAAUUACGCUGAUAUCGUCUGGAGAAUUUCAGCGCCCACCCAGCAAUCGGUUACCUUCCGGUUCAAGGAUAUACAAAUUGAAAACCGAUACGAUAAGAUUACCAUUGGAGUAGGAUCGGAUUACAGUGACCGAAGAAACCAUUUGGCAUUUAUCACGAGUCAUUACAACAAAACCGAUUUGCCGACGGACCUAAUCGUACCCGGUUAUAACAAAAUUUGGUUGAGGUUUCAGACCGAUAAUUCAAAAGCAUUCCGCGGUUUUCUGAUCGAUAUAACUGCAGGACCAGAUCAAUUUGAAGAAUUUCAGGUAGAACUCGGAGAACAACAAAUCAAUAUCACCUCCCCAAUCAACAUCGCGUCAGAGAACUACCCCUCCCCUUAUCCAGAGCAUCAAAACAUCACGUGGUAUCUGAAUCCACCAAUCAACAAAUCGAUUCGCGUCGACGUCAUCUCCUCUCAUCUUGAAUCCAAGCACGACAUUGUUGAAAUCAGUACUACCUCAGCGAAAGACGAUGUCCUAGUUCUAACCGGGAGUUUGGCUCCGCGAGGGUUUUCUGUCGAAUAUCCGGCGAACGAAUCAGUUACGAUUCGGUUCGAAUCGGAUUACAGCGUGGAGUACCAAGGCUUUUGGUUUCGAGUUAGUGCCAUCGAAAGAGAGAAUAUAGUCACCCCUAUUCCGAAGUUAGAAUCUCCUGAGAAUUUUCCCGACACCGGCGGAUCAUCUACGGAUAACAAUGAUUCAAAUGGAUUUAUGAUCCCGAUGCUCUCUGGUAUUGGUGUCGCAGUCUUGCUUAUUCUGGUUUCAACACUGAUCAUUUCCUGCUACUGCGUUCGGAGACGCAGAACGAAACCUAUGGAGUCAGGGCGCGAAGUUCUUUCUCAUCUGUAUACCACACCAGACACAGGCGAUAUCCGUUCUCCUGCUCAUAUCCGUGGUCGAUUUCCCGACUCACCGUCACUCGGCAUCCCAAUGGUACAGGUCUCUAGCGGUAGUCGGGCCGAUGUUCCUAAUGGAUCGGAUUCUGGCUACCUCGAGCUCGACAACGGUGACGAAGAUGAUUACGACGCAGUCGGCCAAGCCACGCCGACGGGUAACCAACCAUCACCCAGCUUAUCUCAUCAUCACUACACCGUUGCCAGUGGGAACCCGACGCGUCACGACACCGCCGGGUACUGCCAGAUUGAACAUGACUACGCCACGUCGCUCAACGAAUCGGUGAAUGACUACGCCAACCUUGAGGAGGCUUCCGUAGCCGAGCCUGACGUCGGACCGAAUGUUUUGGCCAAUAAACCACUUUAUAUGACCAAAAUCGAAAAUAAUCGAAAGGCGAGGGACGCGAACACCUACCAUACAUACCUCCCGAUGAGCGCAAGCGCGACCAAAACCCCGAACGGGAACGAACCUCGAAUGCCGGCAGGCUCCGCAACGAAAGAUAUUGAUUUAGAUCUCAAGAAACACACGUAUGUAAAUCUUAUAAACAACCAUUCAUCAGACGAAACGACUGGUCGACAAGUCACAACGAAUGAAACCGUCUACGAGGUAAUGACCUCAGAAAGCAACAACGAUCGGGUGGACGAAACGGUGGAUGAACGCGUCAAUGAGGUUGGACGAGGUGCAGCUGAUACUUACGUCGUUGGUCACAGGAAAGAACAGCCAAAACACAAUGGAAUGAAGCCCAAAGUCGCUCCUAAAAGAAAGAAAAUUAAGGACUUUAAAAAGAAUUCGUACUCCAAUGCAAUGUAUGAUAAAUACGUAAUAUCAUGAACGUAAUCGGAGAAGUGGAAGACACCGGAUCCGAGAUCCAUACUAAUGUUAUAUAGACUGAACUGAUAUGCAUUAAUGUGAUUGGGGAAAAGUAAAAACAAGGUUGUCUGAAACAGAA
Lytechinus variegatus (green sea urchin) is the source of this 3580-nucleotide messenger RNA. RefSeq lists its product as uncharacterized. The record is from RefSeq and is a predicted model, not a curated record. The coding region runs from base 1210 to 3462 and encodes 750 amino acids. NCBI's taxonomy places the organism in Eukaryota, Metazoa, Echinodermata, Echinoidea, Temnopleuroida, Toxopneustidae. The transcript has 7 exons.